Molecule: messenger RNA, 401 nt
Organism: Prorocentrum cordatum
Lineage: Eukaryota; Dinophyceae; Prorocentrales; Prorocentraceae
Source: the annotation of a GenBank genome assembly
AGGCAGCGCAUCGGCUUGCCGAGCCGCAGCUCGCGGCCCCUGCGAGGCAGCUGCUCAGACUGGCCACCGCGACCGCGCCAGCGCUGAAGGCGCACAGGGCGAGCCUCGAGAAGUUCGAGAGCAGGGUCAAGAGCGCCUGGAUCUUGCUGAGGACGAAGGGCUCGGAGAAGUGCAACCUGCUCCCAGAGGGCCGCAAUGCUUUCGCCAGCUGGGAGAAACGAGCCCCAGGCCAAGUUCGAGACGGCCUCCCAGAGGCAGCGAUGGGGCUGCUGGUGAACUGGAUGCUCUCCAACGACCGCAAGGAGUCCGCGUGCGUGGUGGUGCUGCAGCACGACGGGUGCAUGAGGCCGUCGGAGGCGCUCAGCCCGAUCAAGGUCAACAUCGCGCCGCCGCAGCCCCAG